UUGAUGCCACCAGCAGUUGAACGAUCAUAAUCAGUCACAGCCAUUUAGUCAAGCAUUUGCUUUUCCUGAGUUGCUCUUGCCUCCAGCUUCCAAGGAUAACAGCCUGAACUCAACCGGUAGGGAGCUUGGUUGUACAGGCCAGAAUGGCGAGAUUCGUUCGGUUGGCCAUCUUGCUGCCUCUGCUCUGCCUAGUUCUGUCAUCCACACUAUGCUACGCGCAAGAUCCAACUAUGAAUGAGGACUACCAGCAAGAGCCGCAAAACGCGGGUUUCGCGGGCGAGGGAGAGAACCCAGACUACGAAGCAAACGUGCCAGCAGACGGCGAUCAGGGGAUUCCUCAAGAUCCUUUCAACCAAGACAUUCCCGCCGACCAGCCGCCAGUCGACGAGCCUCCGAUGGACCAAGCGCCAGUCGACGAGCCGCCGGCGGAAGGCGAGCCGACGGAGCCGCCUAAGACGGACGAGCAGGUGGCGCAGGACAUGGAAAACAUGCCGGCCGGCACCGUUGUCGGCGGCGACAUGGAUACGACCACGCCGUCAGGCCUGCCGGGUGAUGAACAGGCGGGGACCGUGGAGGGAGACUUUUACUCCAAGUACGAUUUCCAAGGGACGUACGACAAGAUGAAGAGCGACGGGAUUGGUCCUGAAGGCAUCAUCGGCAUCGUUCUCGGUGUGACAUUCGGCAUGGCGCUGUGUUUCCUCUGCGUCUGCGUCUGCUGGAUCCGCCAGCGCAACAUCCACCGCGCCAAAUACGGCUACACCGGGGCUGAUGCUGAUGGUGGGCAGAUCGAAAUGUGAAGGACGGCUCUUCACUAGUCUCUCUUACUUGGUUUGCGCCUAAAGUGGUUGCAGAAUAGCUGUCUCUCCAGACGGUAUAGGAGAGACAUUUUGUAGCAUGCCAUGUAGUGGCCAGAGGGCGAAUUUGAAUAAACCGUACACACUUACCGGUACUAGAACGUUGCAGGAUAUUCCUUGCCUUCGCUGCUGUGGUGCUUGAUGCAGGCUACAAAGAGCAGCAGAGUCACACAUGGAAGAGCAGAGGGAAGCAAUUUGGACAGGUUUAAACUAUCAUCGUAGCACAGCUCUUGUUUGGACAAUGUCAACAUCCACAUUCCCAA
Closterium sp. NIES-67 is the source of this 1117-nucleotide messenger RNA. NCBI's taxonomy places the organism in Eukaryota, Viridiplantae, Streptophyta, Zygnematophyceae, Desmidiales, Closteriaceae. The record is from the annotation of a GenBank genome assembly.